Saccoglossus kowalevskii is the source of this 1008-nucleotide messenger RNA. RefSeq lists its product as uncharacterized. The record is from RefSeq and is a predicted model, not a curated record. Lineage: Eukaryota; Metazoa; Hemichordata; Enteropneusta; Harrimaniidae.
GUGUACUAGUACAUCUGUAGAAAUGCCUCACGUACAGAAUGAACGAGGUCAAGAUGAGUUCAUUGAGGUCAGCAAAAUGAGUAUCAGCUGUCUUCCCCUGGUAUUGAAAUACUAAUGUCAUAGGUUAUUCCAUGCAGUUAUCAUGGCAACAGAUACUUCUCCCAUUCCUGCAAAGAGAAUAAUUCUGUGGACUUAUGCUCGGACACGAUCAACGGUCUUCGAACUGUCAGUUUCUUCAGUGCCAACAAUCAAAGUGUUCCACGAGCCAUAUCUUACGGGGCUGUGGAUGGGCGAAGAAAAAGAGCAUGAAACAUCGAUGCCCAGCGUGAAGGGACACAGCAAGGAAGACGUCAAACCUUUACUUGAAGCGGAUUAUUCAGGGUACGAAGCGAUCUUCGUGAAAGAUUACGCUUACGCACUGCGUGGUAAAACCAAUUACCGCUUUAUUCCACGUGGAUUUGUCCACACGUUUCUAAUCAGAAAUCCGCAGGCUGUGAUACCUUCUUAUUACAAGUGUAUCAAAAUAGACAAAGAAACCGGUUUAGUGUUACAUGAUGAUGUUAUAAAAUCAACCAUGACAUUGGGCGGUGACCCUAAGCCGUUGUACGAGUUAUACCAGUAUGUAAAAGAAGACCUCGGUCAACAAGCGAUCGUCCUCGACUCCGAUGAUUUGAUUGAAUCUCCGCGAGACAUGAUGAAGAAAUACUGUAAAGAAUCGGGCCUUCCAUUUGCUGAAUCUAUGCUAAACUGGAAGCCCGGUAAUAUCAGUCAUUGGCCAGAGUGUUACCAAGGCCCUGAAUGGUCACAUUAUUUGCAGAGAGCGAUCGACAGUUCCUCUUUUGUCGUUAACAAGCACAAAGUCGAGCAAGAUAACAUUCAGGAUCUUCCGGAAAAACUGAUACAGUUCAUUGAGAAAUCAAAAGUUGUAUACGAGGAAAUGGCUAAAUAUAAGUUGUAACAUCUAUUUGUAAUACGUAUAAAUAAACUAGACUAACUAGGCGAAAAGGC